Camellia sinensis is the source of this 480-nucleotide messenger RNA. The record is from RefSeq and is a predicted model, not a curated record. Lineage: Eukaryota; Viridiplantae; Streptophyta; Magnoliopsida; Ericales; Theaceae.
AUGGAGGGAAUCCCAAGGAGUAAAAACGCUCUUCAUUUUCUUCAUCUUCUUUCUCUUAAUGCAGUGACUAACUUUAUCAUCGGAGUGUCUCCCGCCAGCAAUCCCGGCUAUCAAUUUGAUUAUGUAUUUGAUUGGAGAAUUUUGAAGUAUCCUCAGAUUGGUGCCAAUUCAAGACAAAGGCAAGCAGGAGCCAAACCAGCUUUAAAUGCUGGACCAUCUGGUGAAAGAGUGGAAAGGCCUUCAGUGGGACAAGAGAUUCGGGAUAGAUUCUCAGGUGCGGUGGAAGCAUUUACCAGAAGAAACACAUCAGGUGUUAGACUGCAUGGUGAUCAUUCCAAGCACAAAGCAUCAGAUGAUGUCCCAUCUUCUAAGGAAGUGCAACCUGAUUCAAAAUUAUUUAUACCAUGUUUUUUGGCAACAAAAAUCAUUUAUACUUGGCCCCCCAAAAUUCUUAUAAUUUUAUUCAUAUGUUAUAUUUAA